Messenger RNA from Pseudoliparis swirei, 2089 nucleotides. Its product is annotated as signal-transducing adaptor protein 1-like. The record is from RefSeq and is a predicted model, not a curated record. Gene Ontology annotation, molecular function: signaling adaptor activity. Lineage: Eukaryota; Metazoa; Chordata; Actinopteri; Perciformes; Liparidae. The coding region runs from base 37 to 1368 and encodes 443 amino acids. The transcript has 13 exons.
UGCUUAAGCUUUUUAUUUAUAUGUGUUGUGUCCAUCAUGAUGGUGAAGUUGACCGCGCGACAGAGGAGCCAGCUGCCCACCUGCUACUACGAGGGAUACCUGGAGAAGAGGUCGUUCAGAGAUAAGACUUCUCUGAAACUGUGGACCUGCCUGUGUGGAAACACGCUGUUCUUCUUCAACGAGAAGAGAGACACUGACUACGUGGAGAAAGUGGAUCUCAGGGGCUUCGUGUCGAUAACGGACGACAGCAGCCAGGACCGUAACCUGGACGCGGCCCGACUCUGCCUCCAGCUGAAAGACGGAAACAUCCGAUUCACCGCUCCGAACGCAGAGGCCCGAGAGCUGUGGAAGGGCUACAUCCGCUCGGUGGCCGAGCUUUGCGUCCCGGCCUCCGUCAACCUGCUGCCGGGUCAGAUCCACAUGCUCAAGGAGACAGUGGAGAAGGAGAAGAUGAGGAUGCUGGACGUCGCUCCGCCGGCACUCGGCAGCGCGGCUCCCGACGGCCUCCAGGGAGGCCGGCCAGCUUGUUUCCACAAUGUGUCUCGCCUGGGGGCCGAGCUGCUGCUGGAGAGGGAGGCCGAGAGGGGAAACCUGCUGCUGAGACCCGGGAGCAACGGGAACUCCUACGCCGUCACCACCAGACAGGACCUUGAUGGCAGCUCUGUCAUCAAACACUACCUCGUGACCCCCAAUCACGGCGGGGGCUUCAUCAUCGACGUGGACAAUCCCGUCCUGUGUGCCACGCUACACAACGUCAUCAACUAUUUGGUGGUAAAAACGGACGGAUUUCUGACUCCUCUCAUCCUGCUGGAGGAAGUCUAUGAGAAAACCAUCUCUUUCAUCGGUAAAGAUUUUGAAAACGGGGAGCGGAGCGUCCAGCAGGCCGUGAGUGGCCUCGUGCCGCCGAGCCCGCCCCCCAGAAGAGUCGCUCCAAGAGCACCGACCUCUGGACCGACCUCUGCACCGACCUCUGCACCGACGCCUGCACCGACUUCAGAAGAUAACGUCUACCUGAAUGACGAGCUGGAGGUGAAAGAGGAGGAGACAGAGGACCUAUCAGCCGCUCCGCUUCCACACCAGGAGAAAAAACCUCCAAAGAGAGCCAUCAUGCCUCCAGUUGCUGCUCUCCGCAGCUCGAUCUCCUGCACCUCCUCCUGCACCUCCUCAUCCACAAACAGCCCGGACCAGAGGAUGAGAACCCUCAUGGACUCUCAGAGACAGAGCGAUCCCCCAAACACCUCCUCCUCCUCCACCACCACAACCAGCCUGGACCAGAGGAUGAGAACCCUCUUGGACCCCCAGAGACAGAUUCCUCUCGCGGCGAUUUCGGAGCUGAAACUCAAGUUGAAGCAAAAGCUCAAGAGUUGAGUGGCCUCUCCUGCUGGAAGGACCCCUCGAAGGCGUCUGAACAUCUGCCCGUUGUCUUCCCCGACUUCCUCUGGUACUGACAAUGGAGGAGUUCUUCUACGCCUGUGUUGCUUUUGUCUACCUUUUUUUGUAAUGUAAAUAUUUGUACAUAAUUAAUUAAAAAUAUAUCUAAAUAUAUGAAUAUAUAACAAUAUAUAUAAUAUGUAUAUUUAUUUAUAUAUAUUAUAUAUAUAAUCACACAUUACUGCCUCAUACGUAAGUAUAAGUGUAAAUUAAAUGUAUUCAUCGAUUGGCCGACACUAGUGUAUUGAAACACGUCCAUCCCAGUCUUUAAAUGUUUUAAUAUGUAUAUAAUAUCAAAUAUAAAAAGAGAGGCUGGAAAUCUCCAUAUUUAAAACAAAAUACUUUGAACAAUUAAUCGAUUUAUUCAAAUAAUUCAAAUGUAUUUUCGACUGAUCGAUGCAGCUUCAGAAUGAAAGAAUAGAGAUGAGUUGUGGUUUCUGUACCCAUUGUAUGUGAUAGUAUUAUUUCUCUCUCUAUAUAUAGAGAAUAUACACAGAUCUAUAUAUAUAUUUAUCUUUUCAGUAAAGUUAAACUCUUGCUUCCAUCACAUAUCAUAUAAAUGUGAACAAGCAACGUGUAGUAUGUGCCAUGCAGCAGUUUCGGGAUGUUCCUGUACAACGUUAUUAUUUCUUUUUCGUAUAAAAACAGUCGAGAUUUG